AUGAGGCAGGAUUUAGAAGAUUCGAUAAGCUACUGUUUUGAUUUACAACAAAUCCAAUCCAAAUUGCGAAACAAGCCCACUAUUAUCGCAAAAGAAGAAUAUAUAGAAAUUUUUAAAGAACUGGGACAGUUGUAUUCAUUAGAACAAGACUGGGAACUCAAAGAUACCAAGGACUUAAAGAAGUUCUACAAAGAUCUAAAAAAUAAGCAAUAUGAAAAGGAUUUUCUUCAAAGUCAGCGAGGUUAA
This is a messenger RNA of Parnassius apollo (apollo), 246 nucleotides long. Lineage: Eukaryota; Metazoa; Arthropoda; Insecta; Lepidoptera; Papilionidae. The record is from the annotation of a GenBank genome assembly.